Microplitis demolitor is the source of this 894-nucleotide messenger RNA. RefSeq names its product cytochrome c oxidase assembly protein COX11, mitochondrial (gene Cox11). The transcript has 4 exons. Gene Ontology annotation, molecular function: copper ion binding. Lineage: Eukaryota; Metazoa; Arthropoda; Insecta; Hymenoptera; Braconidae. The record is from RefSeq and is a predicted model, not a curated record. Bases 126 to 803 code for a protein of 225 amino acids. Gene Ontology annotation, cellular component: mitochondrial inner membrane.
AGAAUAAAUAAUUAAUAAAAUAAAAUUUAAACAAAAUGCGCAUUUAAAAAAUUUUGAAAAUAGUAAAUGUAUUUUUUGUAAAUUUUUGAAUUUGUUUGUGAUUUGAUUGAUAGCAAAAUUUUAUCAUGUCGAAAUUUAUUAAUUAUGCGGGCAAAAAAUAUACAAGACAAUUUUUUACAAGUGCAUUUAAGUAUGCAUUGAAUCAACCAACGGAGCAGGAAAUAAUGCGCCAAAAUAAAUUAAAAACAUCACAUUAUGUUACUGCACUUGGUGUAAUAUCUAUUGGUUUAGCUUAUGCUGCUGUCCCACUGUACAGAGUUUUUUGUCAGGCAACGAGUUAUGGUGGGACAGUAGGACAUGAUGCGUCGAUGGUAGAUACAAUGAAACCAGUAAAUGAUCGAAAAGUACGAGUAAUAUUUACAGCAGACACCGCAGCAGCAAUGAUAUGGGAUUUUAAACCUCAGCAAAAAGAAAUAAAAAUAUUACCAGGAGAAACAGCACUUGCAUUUUAUACAGCUACUAAUCCUACGGACAAACCAAUCGUUGGUAUUUCUACGUACAACGUUGUUCCAUUUGAAGCUGGGCAAUAUUUUAACAAAAUUCAAUGCUUUUGUUUUGAAGAACAACAACUAAAUCCUCAUGAACAAGUUGACAUGCCAGUAUUUUUUUACAUUGAUCCAGAAUUCGCAGAAGAUCCAUUGAUGGAAAACUGCUCUGACAUUACGUUGUCAUACACAUUUUUUGAAGCUAAAAAAGGUUUUAGACUUCCUACGCCAAGCUACGUUAAGCCACAUACAACGUAAAGAGGCUUGUAAUUAUAGUGCUUGCGGUUCAAAUGUACAAAUGAUAAUAUUACUAAUAAAUUGUAAUGAUAUUACUAGUUGAAUUAAUUAA